UGCUGCGAUCGUUCGCAGCAGCAGCAAUCAGUCGAUCUUGAUCCUGCCUGGCGUAACGAUCGUCAUGGCAAAGGUGGUAGAUUGUGUGCUGCUGCUGCUGCUGCUGGCGUUCAUUGCCGUUGUUCGUGCGCAAGAAGCUUGCCGGACGCCCGAUCAUCGCGAUGGAGUGUGCCACCCGGUACAGCAGUGCCCGAGCGUAAGGGAUGAGUUCUUCAAUUCCGACCGAGUGCUGAGCGAGGACGAGAUCGACUACCUGCGCAAGCUGCAGUGCAAAACGAAGGACGUGACCAUCUGCUGCCCGGACGGUGUGACGACUGUGGACCGUAAUCCAACGGCCGUGCGCGACGGCCUGCCGAACCCGAAAGCGUUCGAGUGUGGUUUGGACACGCUGGCGGAUCGGAUCAUCGGCGGUAACUACACGGCGAUCGACGAGUUUCCCUGGUACGCGCUGCUCGAGUACCAAUCGAAGAAGGGCGAGCGGGCGUUCAAGUGCGGCGGCUCGCUGAUCAACGGACGGUACGUGCUGACGGCGGCCCACUGUCUGGCCAACAAGAAGCUGGACGAAGGCGAACGGCUGGUUAACGUGCGUCUCGGAGAGUACAACACCGCGACCGAUACGGACUGUGCGGACGGCAACCCGGACGACUGUGCCGAUCCGCCGCAAAACUUUGGCAUCGAGGCGCAGAUCGUUCAUCCGGGGUACGACAAGAACGGACCCUACCAGCAUCACGACAUUGCACUGAUCCGGCUCGAUCGGGACGUUACGAUGAACAACUUCGUUUCGCCGGUAUGUCUUCCGCCGGAUGAAUUCCCGCCUACCAGUCCCGGUCUUAACGUUACGGCGGUUGGGUUCGGACACACGGGACGACAGCGACACAGUGGCAUCAAGAAGAAGGCCCAGUUCCCAGUGUUUGCUCAGGAGGAGUGUGACAAGAAGUGGAAAAACAUUGAAGUUAUUGGGGAGCAGCUGUGCGCGGGCGGUGUGUUUGGGAUCGAUUCGUGCAGCGGCGAUUCCGGUGGCCCGUUGAUGGUAAAGCGGUUCUACUGGAUACAGGAGGGUGUCAUUUCCUUUGGCAACCAGUGUGCACUCGAAGGUUGGCCCGGUGUGUACACGAGAGUGUCGUCGUAUCUGGGCUGGAUUCGGCAAAACAUUCGUCAAGUGUCGCGCUUUGAAGACCUCACCAUGUCGUCCGCGGUGCUGCUGCUGCUGGUUUGCGGCUGUGCGCUUGCGGUUCUGUCGCCGGUUGCGUACGGUGCGCCCAUGGACACAGACGAUCGUCCCGUGUGGGACUCGAUCCGGCUGUGCGACAUCCCGAACGAGCCCAGCCCGGGCCAGUGCAUGCUGCCGGCCGAAUGUGUCGCCUACGGGAAGAUCAACGACGUGUCCAGCCUAAGCUCGAUCGAGCGCUUCAGCUUCAUCAAGCAGAUCCAGUGCAACGGGUCGGACACGGUGCCGUACGUGUGCUGUCCCCGCAACAGUGACGCUUACCGCGAACCUUAUGUGAAUGAGACGAUGGUGCCGAAGAAUCGGGUCGCAAGCCGUAUCGCAUUCGAUGCCGACUCCUGCGGCAUCCAGAGCUACGUGGCCAAGAUACGGGGCGGCCAGCUGGCCGAGAUCGACGAGUUCCCGUGGAUGGCAAUGCUUCUCUAUGAGCGGGACAACAACGCACUGACCCAGGGAUGCGGGGGAGCACUGAUAAGUCGCACGUACGUGAUCACCGCCGCGCACUGUGUGACCGGGAAGAACUUUCAGCAAACCAAGGGCCGGCUGAAGUUUGUUCGGCUGCGCGAGUACAACAUCCACACCAACCCGGACUGCGUGUACGAGAACGACCUGAAGGACUGCUCGGACGAUAUGAUCGAUCUGGUGCCGCAAGCGGUCAUACCGCACCCGGAGUACGAUUCGGAGUCGAGCAACCAGCAGCACGACAUUGCGCUGAUCCGGAUCGAACAGACGCCGCCGUUUACCGACUUUCUGCGCUCGAUCUGUCUGCCGGAGCAGAACUUUGAGAGUAGCGCGACGCCGGGCAAGAAGCUGAGCGUGUCCGGCUGGGGCCGCACGGAUAUCUUCAAGGACAAUCUCGGACCGGAUGUGCUGAGCCCGAUCAAGCUGAAGCUCAGCCUGCCGUACGUCGAACGGGAAAAGUGUAGCAAAACGUUUCGGCUGUGGUCGUUCGCGCUCGGCCCGGGUCAAAUGUGUGCCGGCGGCGAGCGGGCGAAGGAUACGUGCGCCGGGGACAGUGGUUCACCGCUCAUGAGCUACGAUAUGAAGCGCGCCAUCUGGUACAUUACCGGCAUCGUCAGUCUCGGGGUGCGGGGAUGCGGCGUCGAGGGCCUGCCCGGCGUCUACACCAACGUGCAUCACUAUCUGCCGUGGAUCAAAAUGUACACCGGGGCGUAAGUGGCCGUCGGUCCACCGUCACCGGUACUAGCAUGUAAUAAAUCUAAGCAAAUGUGUAGCAUA
Messenger RNA from Anopheles merus, 2464 nucleotides. RefSeq lists its product as uncharacterized. Gene Ontology annotation, biological process: proteolysis. The transcript is spliced from 9 exons. Gene Ontology annotation, molecular function: serine-type endopeptidase activity. The record is from RefSeq and is a predicted model, not a curated record. Lineage: Eukaryota; Metazoa; Arthropoda; Insecta; Diptera; Culicidae. Bases 65 to 2401 code for a protein of 778 amino acids.